CGGCACCGUCGCCGGCUGUGCGCUGAUGGUGAUGCUCGUGGAGGUUAGGGGCACGGACUUCGUCAAGGAGUCCUUCCCGUCCACGUUCAAGAGCAAGUGGUGGGCCUGGACCGAGGAGACGAUGCAGGCCUACGGCGCUGUGGCGGCGGUUCCAGUCGCAGCGAUGCCAAUCAUCUUGCACCCUCUCAUUUUCUUCGCGAAGCUCUCGAACAUGAGCAAUGCAUGGCUCCUGGGUUCGAUCCUGGUGGGAAGGAUCGAUCGUCAAGUAUUGCAUCAUGGCCCAGAUGGCCUUAGUGGCGCCCUCGGCGCUCAGGUUUUUCGGCGCCUCUCAGGACCAGAGACCAUCGGGAAGGUCCAGAAGGCGGAGUGACGGCCACACAUGACGACGCCAGCGCCUCCCGAAAGCGGUGGUGCGGCUCGGGCGCACGGGCGCGGCCCCCGAGGAGAAAGGCCACGGCGGCGCGGCCUCUCGCACCGCGCCUGAGGGCCCUCGCCAGGGAUGUCCGCGGCUCGGUCGGUUCCCGUGAGGUCCUUUCGGCGGC
Messenger RNA from Prorocentrum cordatum, 542 nucleotides. NCBI's taxonomy places the organism in Eukaryota, Dinophyceae, Prorocentrales, Prorocentraceae. The record is from the annotation of a GenBank genome assembly.